AUUAUCUUCUGUUCCCGCGCCUAUUCUUUUGGCCAACACUGAAUCGAUUGUUCCUUCUUCCCAAUGUGGUACAUCAUUUAGAUGAUGAAGAACAGCGCGUGGAUGAUUUCUGACAUGUGGUACGCGUAACCUUUAAUAAAGAAAAUCAUUUUGAUGAGUGGACGAUUUGGAAAGAUUCUAUAAAAAAAAGAGCUUACCCGGGUACCCAAUUAUAUGUCGACAGCUUGAACAAGAACAUCUUUGAAUUCUUUAAAAAGAUGAGUGAUAUGAUAAGCAGCAAAAUUUAUAGGGAGAAUGUUUCGAAGGAAGAAAAACUUUUUAUGAUUCAUCCUAUUACUCAAUUGCCGGUAUUGUGAGAGAAAUCAAUGAGUUAGUAAGCGCUGGCGAGGAUGUGGAUGUGGAGUGUGGUUAUGGGUGAUUUAACGUCAACAUAAGUCACUCUGUGACGCCACCUCUGUUUACUAUUUGUUAUUGGUUUUCUUUUCUCCUAUUUAAUGUAUCUUGUGGGUACCGUUUAAGACAAAUGCACGAGUUAAGGGAGAACAUGGACGCCAUGAUGAAGGCAUGAAUGGAGAGAUAGGAUUGGGUAAAGAUUUUUCAAGUAGAAAUCAUUACAAUUAGUGAUGAUUCACACUAAAAACGUCGGAGCUUUUUGGAUAGCAUGAAAAUAAUAAUGAAAUAUUAGUGAAAAUGAGUCAAGAAAAAAUAGGAAGAAAAAAAGAUACAACUAUAGAAGAACGACGCCCUCCUUUGUUUAUCAUAUACAGAACACGAAAAAAAAUCUAUUGGCGCAUCUGUACAACCACUAUCUGAGCAAAACAAUAGAGAGUCAAAUAUAGGUGUCAUAUAAGCACAGUUCAUUGAUGUUGACACUCAUAAGAGAGGUAAUAUAUCAAAGAUGCUUGAAUCUAUUAAUUAAGAGAGGAUGUUUGAACAAUUUCAUAUAAUUCUAUGAUAAAGAGAAAUAAGAAGAAAUAAAGAAAGGGGUGGGUGUGCGUGUGGGUGUCGUGUGAGGGUGUGGAUGUGGGUGUCCACGAUCUGCUUUCAUCGAUAACCACACGCACACUCAGACCCCCACACCCACACCCACCCAAAUCAAACUCUUGCUUAUUUAUUUAUUUAUUUAUAAAUUUGAUCAAUCACCUCAAUUAAAUAGUUCAAUUAAUCUUAUCGAUGGAUGGACACUUUUUUGUCCUUCAAGUUAGUUUUUGAAUAAUAGGCAUGUUCCAUGAAAAAACUAUCUUAAGAAGGGCUGAAUGUAUCGAGUUGUCUUCUGGUUUUUAAGGAUUUCUCGACGUGCACUUUCUUUUGUCUAGCGGAUAGUUUUGUCCAAAAUGCUCGGAAGUAAUUUUUCUAGAAAACCGUGGUUUUGGAACCAAUGGUUGCGAAAGUCCUUUUGUUUUAACAGUCCAUAAUAAUAGAGUAACGAAUUCGCUACAAAAUGAGAUGUUUCCGAGCUUUCUACGACUUUUUUUAGCCAAGUUACAUCAAUUUUAGUAAAGGGCAAAAGCCGUUUUUUUCCAGAGGAAAUAGCAGAAAAAAUGGUUUUUGCCUUUCACUAAAAUUGAUGUAACUCGACCAAAAAAAGUUGUAGAAAACUCGGAGACAUUUCAUUUUGUAGCGAAUUCGUUACUCUAUCAUUGCAGGCUGUUAAAACAAAAGACUUCCACAACCAUUGGUUCCAAAACCACAGUUUUCUAGAAAACCUACUUCCAGGAAUUUUAGACAAAAGUGUCUUGUAAACAAAAGAAAGAGCACGUCGAGAAAUCCUUAAAAGUCAGAGGACAAUUCGAUACGAUCAGCCCUUCUUAAGAUAGUUUUUUCAUGAAAAACGUCUAUUAAGUUUUUUAAUUUUCUAAUUGUAGAUUUACAUAAUGAAAGUCUUUAUAAAUAUUUUAUUAAUAAUGAACAAACAUCUGGACAUCAAUCAUUAAUAUUUGGUUUACGAGAAUUAAAUUCAACAGAAAUUUUUCAAUUUUGUUUGGAAAAUUCUUCAAUUAUUAAUCCACCUAUAACAAAUCAACCAUUUUA
Rotaria sordida is the source of this 2031-nucleotide messenger RNA. The record is from the annotation of a GenBank genome assembly. NCBI's taxonomy places the organism in Eukaryota, Metazoa, Rotifera, Eurotatoria, Philodinida, Philodinidae.